UCGCAUACGUUUCUCGGAAUAAAUUCAAGAAUCGAGCCUCUGGUUUCGACUGCCAACGAAAAUCGCGCGUCCAUUCCGUUGAGCAUUUAGCAGGGAGCUUGCAUAAGCAUAUACAUAACGAAUUUGAUUGGUGACCAUUUCCUCGUGCAUUUGCUUAUAGACCAAUCGAAUUCGUUAUGCAUAUGCUGACGCACUUAUGCAAAAGUGUGUGCUCUCCCCGCUUUCGACUUUAUGAGGAUCGGGUAGACGCGUGCGCAGAGGGAGUGAAACGAUCGACAACUCCGAACUCCGGCUCUCCGGCCCGGCGUCGAGUUUGUUGUCAUCGCGCGAGAUUCGACGUUCGACCUGCGUUCCGAGGAUUCCGGUUUGAGAUUCACUCUGCAGAACAUACAUUAUGGCUGUCUGACAAUCGUUCUAACGCUCCGUCGGAUACGAAGGGACGUACAUACAUACUAGCUCGCAAGUAUCGCGACCCGCUGCAAAACAGCUAUACUUUUAGUAUUUUGCGAAUACGCACGUAACAUGCUUCUAAAAGAAAUGUGCAACAACGCCUAGAGGUGACGUCGACGAGUACCAAAAUGAGUAAGAUGUGUAAGCCUGCGGCUGCUAAGAGCAGAAGUUUAGGAAGUUGCCAACAAAUUUCGAAGGCCCACACUACAGAACAUAAGCCGCAUGUCGCAAAGGCUCCUUCCGAGCAAGUGAUACUGCUCAGUCCAGGCGAUGAGAUAGCAUUGGCGAUAACAAGGAAUAAAGGUAAAAAGCGUACUUCACCCGUAGCAAGUUUUAGCCCUGGACAGAAAGCUGAAAAGAAAAGAUCUACUACUAACGAGAGUGAACCUCCGAAACAAAACUGGGUCAAUGUUCUUACGCAUAAUUCAAUGCCUAUAACAAAGGAUAAGCCUUCUAAACGUAGUGAAGAUAGAGAAACCAUAAAGAAUACAAAUACUAAAAAGCAACAGAAAAGUACAGUCAAACAUCCCAUGAAAUCAGGGGAGAAACAUUCAAAAGCAUGCUGUCCAGCAUCUUCAGUUCUCGUUAAGGAUUCUGCUGUACAAUAUCCUGAAAUAUAUAAUCCCAAACUUACUGAAUUUAAUUCAACAAGUUAUACACUUGUUAAGGCAAACAUGCUAGCUUUAAUAAAACAGCUACAAGAUUUAGUUAAUAAGAAGGAUAAGAGAAUAUGUGAGAUAUUUGCCGCAAUAGAAGAAAUAUUGCAGAAAAUACCGGAUCUAGAAACCAAAGAAGAUUCCAAUGCAGCUUCAUUAAAGGACUCUAAUAAAACAAUGAAUGCCAUGCGUGAAUCAUUCAUGUUUGAACGAGAAAAAUUGCAAAGUAAAAUUCUAAAGCGAAAUGAACAACUAGAGGAAGCUGAUCAAAAAUAUUCAAAUUUAGAAUCUCGUGCAAAGAUACUUGCGCAUCAAUUGGAUGAAGCAACUCGUGAAAAAAGCGAUAUGACAUCAGUGGUCACUAAGUUAAGACAACAAAUUGAAAACGACGAAAGAAUCAUUACAGAUUUAAGGACAGAUCUGAAUACACAAACGAAACUUGCGGAGAAAAAUUUCCUUGAUAAUAAACGUCUAACGAUGGAAAUAGAUAAACUUUCAGUAUUAUCUGCUUAUAAGGAAACACAAAUUAGCAAUUAUCGAAGUACAGUAAAAGAGCUACAAAAUCAGAUUGCAAAACAGUUGACAAAACUGAAUGAAAUAUGUAUGAAAGAAGGAAGUAUAAGUCCUACAAUAUCAAUUGUCAAUACAGGACGCGCAUGUUCGACUCCUACCUCAAGUUUUUCUGAUGACUCCAAUAAAUCGCCUGAUUUAUUGAACGUUGUUUCAAUGAAUUCCAUUUCUGACAAACAUACUCUAAAACAAGACGCGCCUGUCAAAGAUGAUUUCGUUAGUUUACUUGAUGGAGAAUCGUCACAUUCAGUAAUGCCGGAUCAAAAUGAAGGAUCAACAAUGGAAAGUAAUAACGAAAAUAAUACUGUUGUUUACCAACCUGUGGACAGGAACGAUGUGACUGCGAAAAAAUCCUUGCGUCGAAAAGAAAAUGAUAUAUACGAAAUUAGAAAACUUAAGGAAAAACAGAAUGACAACGCCAAAAAUUUGUUUCUUAAUGCGUCGAAAGCUCUUGAAAGCAUUGUGUCUACCAAAUCAACAGUUUCUGACACAAGAAAGCAAGGCGAUAUGCAAAAUAGAAAACCUGUUAAUGUACCCAGUCCAUUACAGGACUGUCCACAACCUGAUUGGAGCGACAGCAGUUUACCUAGCGUUAGUACAGUCUCCAACUUGGAUACUGCGCCUUCGAAUGAUGUUAAAUAAUUGUAUACUUAAAGUUGAAUGAUGGCUAACACUGGAUUAUCAAACAUCCCAUGUGGGAAUUUUAGCAUAAUUCCUAUUCCGAAAAUUGACUGAACAUGUACAUAGUUUUUAUAUCUCGUUGCAAUACUGUGAUAAACUCUCAUGGUGCACAUUUUACUUAAAUAACGAAACUACUUGGUCGCGAUUUAUUUAAACAUUAUUAAACACAAUUUGCACAUACAUUCCUCUUAAAGCAAAAUUGUAAUAUAUAUCUUGCACAAAUAUUGUCAAAUUUUCACGUUGUUUUAUAUUGUUUAACGCUAAGACAUAAAUUUAAUAAGAUCGUAAAACUCAAAUUGUAAAAGUAGACAGUCAAAAAUAUAUUUUUCUGUAAAUAUAUAAAACUUUUAUUUGCAAAUUCGCUUGUAGCUCUCACGGUAUCGAGAUUUUGACAUAUAACCUGUAUUAUUACGAAUUAACUAUGCAUAUAAUAUGUUUCAACAUAUACAUUUGCUUUACGGAGAACAGGUCACGAAUAUAAAUUUUACGCACACAAGAGAACAAGAUGUGUAUAUAUAUAGAUAUAUAUAUAUUUUUUUAUCACAUAUGUAUAUAUACAAGUAAAGUAUAAUACUUAUAAUAUUUUGUAAGUCUUAAUAGGAUUAAAAGGGAACAUUUUAAUACACGUAAAA
Vollenhovia emeryi is the source of this 2989-nucleotide messenger RNA. RefSeq lists its product as uncharacterized. Bases 579 to 2318 code for a protein of 579 amino acids. NCBI's taxonomy places the organism in Eukaryota, Metazoa, Arthropoda, Insecta, Hymenoptera, Formicidae. The record is from RefSeq and is a predicted model, not a curated record. The transcript is spliced from 8 exons.